AGACUCAUGUUUCUCUGGAUGCAGCAGAGGGAACUCGGCUGGCUGGGGUGCUGAGAGGUGGAAGAGGGCUCCCUUGAAACCAGGAGCGGAGGAGGGAGUGGUGCAGAAUCCAGGAGAGCUGUGAGGCGCAGCCCAGAAGCCAUGGCUGGAUUCUCAGCCCUGGGGCUACUCGUUCUUUGUCAACUUUUAGCAACGUCCUUAGCUCAGAGAGCUGGACCCCGCGGACCUCCAGGACCUCAAGGGCCUCCAGGAUCCGCCGGCAAGGAUGGGAUAGAUGGAGAAGCUGGUCCACCUGGUCUGCCUGGACCACCAGGGCCUAAAGGUACCCCAGGGAAGCCUGGGAAGGCCGGAGAUGCAGGGCUGCCAGGACUCCCGGGAGUGGAUGGUUUGCCAGGUCAUGAUGGUCCCCCAGGUCACAAAGGCCCACCUGGAGAAAGGGGUAACUUGGGACCUCCAGGACCACCUGGACUGGGGGGUAAAGGACUCCCAGGGCCUCUGGGGAAGGCAGGACCCAGUGGGCUCCCUGGUGGCAUUGGAAUCCGUGGUCCCACUGGACCCUCUGGACAACCUGGUCUUCCUGGACCACCUGGUCUCCCUGGACCUCCAGGGCAUCCAGGAAUCCUUCCUGAUGGCACUAGUAACCUCCAGUGUCCGGCAAUCUGCCCCCCUGGUCCACCAGGCCCUCCAGGAAUGCCGGGAUUCAAGGGACACACUGGAUACAAAGGAGAGCAAGGAGAAGUUGGAAAAGAUGGCGAGAAGGGUGAUCCAGGCCCUCCUGGACCUGCAGGAAUCCCUGGAACCGUUGGUCUGCAGGGACCUCGAGGGCUGAAAGGAUUAAUUGGCCCAGAGGGGGCAUCUGGAGACCGAGGACCUAUCGGUUUCCGAGGGCCUCCAGGAGCCCCAGGACCUCCAGGGAAAGCUGGGGAUCGAGCCGACAGAGGACCACAGGGAUACCCAGGACCCAAGGGUGACCUGGGUAGGUCUGGUCCCAGAGGAACACCUGGAGCUGCAGGACCGAUAGGAGAGCCUGGAAUGCCUGGCAAAGACGGGCGGGAUGGAACCCCCGGACACGAUGGUGAGAAGGGUGAGGCCGCCCGGUUUGGUGCUCCUGGAGAGAAGGGCCCAAAUGGACUCCCGGGUUUACCUGGACGCGCGGGAACCAAAGGCGAGAAGGGAGAAGUAGGUAAAGCUGGAGAGCUGGGAGAAGCAGGCCCCUCUGGGGAGCCAGGAAUCCCGGGAGAUGUCGGAGUUCCAGGGGAGAGAGGAGAACCUGGUCAUCGAGGAUCUUCAGGAGCCCUUGGCCUUCCGGGCCCAACUGGAGUUCCAGGCAUAAGAGGCUUUCAGGGUCAGAAAGGCAACACUGGGGAACCUGGCUUGCCUGGUCCAACAGGACUACGGGGUGGACUUGGUGAGCGAGGUCCUGGAGGAGCAGCUGGUCCCAAAGGAAACCAGGGUAUCGCUGGUUCCGAUGGUAUUCCUGGAGACAAAGGAGAAUUGGGUCCAAAUGGCCCCGUUGGACAAAAGGGAGAGGCAGGUAGUAGAGGUGAGCCGGGCCCUAAAGGUAUUCCAGGCCCUAAUGGCACAUCUGGUAUCCACGGGAUUCCAGGCCAUCCUGGUCCAAUGGGCUUCCAGGGCAUUCAAGGUGUUCUUGGGAUUACUGGAAAACCUGGAAUUCCAGGCAAAGAAGCAAGUGAGCAACACAUUAGAGAGCUUUGUGGGGGCAUGAUAAGUGAACAAAUUGCACAGUUAGCCGCCAACUUGAGGAGACCGCUGGCACCUGGAUCAAUUGGCCGUCCUGGCCCAGCUGGCCCACCAGGACCUCCUGGUUCAGCAGGAUCCACUGGUCAUCCUGGUGCUCGAGGCCCUCCUGGAUAUAGAGGCCCAACAGGCGAGCUGGGAGACCCAGGCCCCAGAGGAAUUCAAGGUGACAGAGGAGAUAAAGGAUCUGUUGGUGUAGGUGUUGAUGGGCCUGAUGGCGAUCAGGGACUUCAAGGUCCUCAAGGUGUGCCUGGGACUAGUCAAGAUGGUCGAGAUGGUGCUCAUGGUGAACCUGGCUUCCCAGGUGAUCCUGGUAUUCCUGGUGCAAUUGGUGCUCAGGGAACUCCAGGAAUCUGUGAUACCUCAGCCUGCCAGGGAGCUGUUAUAGGAGGAGGAGGAGAGAAAUCUGGUCCCAAAAUGUCAUGAAGUGUAACAAAAAUGAAGUGAUUGAACAUUUAACUUAAUAAUGAAUUAAGAAAAGUAAUUCUCCUUGUGAUGGACAGUGUACUUUUGUCAAAAUUGAUGAGCCCAUAUUUCAGUUUUAGAUCAGGUGAAAGCAUUUACCAAAAAAAGUAAUGAUUUUUCCCAUAAAUAAUAUUUUUGCCUGCAAGCUCUGUCCCCUGCCCUCUGGAAGAUUUCCUGCAUGGGGGAUGGUUCUGUUCUUAGACAUCUCCCUUCAUUACAUUUGAUGACUUCUUAAAAUACUAAUCAUUUUCUAAGAUGAUUUGAUGACCCCAGUCAUUUUCCUUCUCUAAUCAUAAAUGUUGCAGUCUAAUAGUUGGGAUAUAAUGUGUUUGUGUGUAUAUACAUAAAUUUAAGCUAGAAAAAGUUUUGUAUUUUCCCAAGGAUAUUAUUUUAUUUCAAAACCCCCUUCCUAACCCCAGUGUAUUUACCAGAGGGUAUGAGAAUUCCAGGUAAGGGAAAGAAGUGAUUUAAAACAACUCAAUAUCAGUCAAUUUUGUAAAAAUAAAAUCAUUUUUUAAAAAACUUUGCCUAACUAUGCAUAAAGGCCUUAUUUGAGCCUCAUCUUUUUCCAUUUAUUUUGUUUGAAAAUAAAUUGCUAAAACCUUGUGAAUUUCUGAUUUAACGAUAUUUAUUUUAGGUGACUUUGUAUGUACAAUAAAUCCUGUUGGUGUCAUCUGUUGUAAUAAAGCCACUCAAAUCUG
Messenger RNA from Tachyglossus aculeatus (Australian echidna), 2924 nucleotides. RefSeq names its product collagen type IX alpha 3 chain (gene COL9A3). The transcript has 32 exons. The record is from RefSeq and is a predicted model, not a curated record. The coding region runs from base 142 to 2184 and encodes 680 amino acids. Lineage: Eukaryota; Metazoa; Chordata; Mammalia; Monotremata; Tachyglossidae.